CGGUAAACCCUAGCUAAAACCCUAGAAAACGAAAUUAGGGUUUCGUUUUUUUUUUUUUUGAUCUGUACGGUAAUUCCAAGCUCUCUCAAAAAUGGUGAAGAGGAGCAAAAAGAGCAAGAGCAAGAGGGUUCCUUUGAAGAAGAAGCACAAGAUCAUAAGGAAAGUGAAGGAGCACCAUAGGAAGAAAGCGAAGGAGGCGAAGAAAUUGGGUCUUAAUCGCAAGAAUAAGGUAGAGAAAGACCCUGGAAUUCCCAAUGAUUGGCCUUUCAAGGAGCAGGAGCUCAAGGCUCUUGAAGCUCGCCGCUCCCGUGUUAUCGAGGAAUUGGAACAAAAGAAAGCCCUGCGCAAAGAAAGGGCUCAAAAGAGAAAGUUGGGGUUACUAGAGGAUGAUGAUAGCUCUAAAUUGGCUACAUCUGCUUCUCCUGGAGAACUCAAUGUUAAAGAUAUUUCCACUGGAGUUGGGAAAAACCGGGAUAACUCAGAUAGGGCUUUUUACAAGGAGUUGGUGAAGGUCAUUGAAGCAUCAGAUGUCAUUUUGGAAGUUCUUGAUGCUCGUGAUCCCCUAGGUACUCGUUGUGUUGAUAUGGAGAAUUUGGUGAUGAAAGCAGGCCCUAAUAAGCAUCUAGUAUUGCUUCUGAAUAAAAUUGAUCUUGUUCCUAGAGAAGCCGUUGAGAAGUGGCUUAAGUAUCUUAGGGAAGAAUUACCAGCUGUUGCAUUUAAGUGCAGUACACAAGAGCAAAGAUCAAACCUAGGGUGGAAAUCAAGCUCAAAGGCAGCAAAUCCAAGCAAUCUUCUACAAACUAGUGAUUCUCUAGGAGCUGAGACGCUUAUUAAAUUGUUGAAGAAUUACUCAAGAAGCCAUGAUAUCAAGAAAUCAAUUACAGUUGGUGUUAUUGGCCUGCCUAAUGUUGGUAAGAGUAGUCUCAUUAAUAGCUUAAAGAGAUCCCAUGUUGUCAAUGUUGGUUCUACUCCUGGCUUAACAAGAUCUAUGCAAGAGGUUCAGUUAGACAAGAAUGUAAAAUUGUUAGACUGCCCUGGUGUUGUGAUGCUUAGAUCUGGAGCAAAUGAUGCAUCUAUAACUCUUCGUAAUUGCAAAAGAAUCGAGAAGUUGGAUGACCCGAUUGGUCCAGUGAAGGAGAUUCUAAGGCGUUGCCCACCCAGCAUGUUGGUAACUCUGUACAAGCUCCCUAGCUUUGACUCAGUCGAUGACUUCCUUCAAAAAGUGGCUACUGUUAGGGGUAAGCUGAAAAAGGGUGGUGUUGUGGAUGUGGAAGCUGCUGCAAGAAUUGUUCUGCAUGACUGGAAUCAGGGUAAGAUUCCAUAUUACACUAUGCCCCCAAUUAGGAAUCAAGGAGAGCCUUCAGAGGCCAAGAUUGUUUCUGAGCUUGGGAAAGAAUUUGACAUUGAUGAGGUUUAUGACACUGAAUCUUCGUUCAUUGGAAGCCUCAAGUCUGUUGAUGAUCUCAACCCUGUGGAAGUUCCUCCGAGUUGCCCCCUCAAUUUUGAUGAGGAUCUACUAGAGAAUGAUGAACCAAAACAUUCAAUCCAAAGUGGUGAAGUCCCCAAAGACAUGUAUAAUGAUGGUGACGAUGUGUCCAUGGCAUGUGAAGAAGAUGAAGAAGGCAGGAACAAAGGAAAAACUGCUACUAGCAGGCAGAAUGAGAAGUUAUAUGCUGUUGAAGGUAUGCUUAAUACAAAGAUGAAGAAAGCAGAGAAGAAGAGAAGGAAAAAAGCUGAAAAAUCAAUCCCAGAAGAUGCCAUGGAUGAUGACUAUGACUUCAAAGUAGAUUAUGUCAAAAAAAGAUCUGCCAUGGAUGUUGGUGAUGAGGAUGAUGGUAAUCAAAUAAUUGGUAAGGUGCCUAUGUCUGGUAUUGAGUUCACUGAUGAGUGAUGUAAGACUAAAAAUGGCAUGCCUUAUCUUUAAAUGGAGUGAAUGCUUUUGUAUUUUAUUUUGGUUGAGUCGGCCAAUUUUGGAAAGGAUAAAGAGAGUUAAUUGAGUAUUGUGAUUUGGCUACUUAUUGUUUAAUCCCAUGCUUUUCUGUAC
Molecule: messenger RNA, 2044 nt
Organism: Quercus lobata
Lineage: Eukaryota; Viridiplantae; Streptophyta; Magnoliopsida; Fagales; Fagaceae
Product: guanine nucleotide-binding protein-like NSN1
Exons: 9
Coding region: 92-1891 (599 amino acids)
Cellular component (GO): nucleolus
Molecular function (GO): GTP binding
Source: RefSeq, a predicted model, not a curated record